AGCGUUCAGACGUAAGCAAGCGCCAUCUAGCUCAUGCGCGAAGCAAGCAACAGGGCAAUAAUGCGGUUACGGGUUGCGGUAAUGCCGUUCGUCAAAGGCGCAGAAACAGAAAAGGCGCCAUAUUGCAUUGAGUGUCGCUCGUGAGAAACUUAAAGCGCGACAUCGUAGUCGAUUUCGUUGUGUUGCGUCUGGUUGCGUGUUAUCAUCGUAGAUAGUUGACGUCUCGUUGAUUUUUAACGUUUUUUUACUUAAUUUUAAGCAGUUCACAUUGUCAAGUUCGACGACCAUUGUGAGAGCCGUACGACGAAGCAUUGUUGUUGAUGAAAAUAAAGAGCUACGUUUAAAAUGUUUUGAGGAACUAUACACAGUGUGAAGAUUACAAUUGAACUUGGUGGUCCAAAAUCAAAUUUUAAGGUGUACUAGCUUGAAAUUAGAGACAAACACAAGAUGUUUGGACAAUCAGGAAAUAAUUCUUUUGGUUUCAACGCCACAGCACAGAGCAGUCCAUUUGGACAAUCAGCCUUUGGGAAAACCAUUGCGACUACUUUUGGUGGUACCAAUGCUCCACCGGUCUUUGGCAGUAACACAUCACUUUUUAAUAAACCAGCUGGCUCAACCUCUGGAAGCUUAUUUGGCCAAACAACAACCACAUCAGCAUUUGGUGCCCCAAGCACAGCAGCUCAGUCAACUUUUGGCUUUGGAACUACGGCUCCAGCUCAAACUAUGUUUGGUCAACAGCAAAAUGCAAACACAAAUAUUUUUGGAACUACAAAUACCUCAACAGCCUUUGGACAACAAAGCAAAUUAGUAUCAUUUGGAUUUGGACAGAACACUGGAUCUAGUCUCUUUGGACAACCACAGCAACCUGCUCAAGCAACCCCAUUUGGACAAACUACAAAUACUGCAAGCACUGCUUUAUUUGGCACUACAACAGGUUUUGGUAACACAACUGCUGUGACUGGUACUGUUGUCAAAUUCGCACCUAUAACUGGAACAGAUACCAUGGUUAAAAAUGGAGUUACACAGACCAUUAAUACAAAACAUCACUGUAUCUCAUGUAUGAAAGAAUAUGAAACAAAAUCAUUGGAAGAGUUGCGUCUUGAAGAUUAUACAGCUGGACGUAAAGGACAGCCACCGGGUAUGUUUGGAGCUACAGCUCAGACAUCUCCAUUUGGUGGUGUAGUAUCUAACACUGGUUCCACUAACACUGGUUUCGGAGGAAUGACUACUGGUUUUGGUACAACAAGUCAAGCUGGAACCACAAGUCUAUUUUCAAAGUCAUUGACAGGUUUUGGUGCCCCUGCUACUACAACUAGCGCUUUUGCUUUUAGCAAUACCAAUAAUACCACAACCAACAUUUUCAAUACGCAAGCAAAACCAUUUGGAACUACUGCUGCAACGCCACUAUUUUCUACAAGUAACACAGCAACUACCCAAAAUACUACUUUUGGAGGUAUUGGUACGCAAAAUACUGGCUUUGGGACUUCAUUUGGAACGACACAACAACCGAAUCAAAGUAUAGGUUUGUUCAAUCAGAAUAAAACGACGUUCAACGUGCCGGCAUCAACGGCUACGACAUCUUUUGGAUUUGGUCAAACAUCUCAAACGAAUACUGGAGGCAUGUUCGGCGCUAAAUCCAUGGGAACUAGCUUUGGAACUACAGGUUUUGGUACAACUUCAACUCCAGCAUUCGGGCAAACAGCAGCUACUCCAUUUGGUGCCCCGCAAAAUACAAAUACAUCGUUGUUCAAUAAUAGUUUCAAACCUGCAGGUCAAACGACUGGAUUUUCGUUUGGUAGCACACCUGCAGCCUCUACAGGCCUCGGAGCAACAGGAACGUCUUUGUUUUCUGCUACCUCAAAACCGAGUCUUUUCAAUGCUACUGGUACCGGCUCGACUUUUAAUACUGCAGGCGGAUUUGGCACUGGAUUAUCUGCGUUCGGUACAGCUACUAACAACAUGUCAACGCUUGGUACAAAUAUGUUUGGACAAGGACUUGGAACUGCUGCUCCUCAACAAAACACUGGCUCAAUUCCUGUACAUCAGCAGAUCUUAGCACUUGUAUCAGCACCAUUUGGCGAUUCACCACUACUUAAAAAUCUCUUGCCUGCUUCUGGAAAAAGCGAGCAAAUUACAAAACCAUCGAAUUCUAUACCCAAAGGAAUUGUCCGUCCUCAGUACAAGGUUUCAACAAAUGGCAGUGGUUCAAAACUCAAACCAAAGUAUGUUGCUGCAGUUCCUUUAUCAAAGAAAUCUCUUUUUGAUGGUCUAGACGAAGAAGAUCCACUGGUAGAAGCGUUUCAACCUCGCCCCAAUGCCAAACGUUUGGUUUUGCGACCUAAAGUGAACAAUCUGACUGAGUUGAGCGACAAAGUUGUACCAUCCGAAAGAACUCACGAUUUGAAUGAGUCAGUCUCCAAGAUUACCGACAAAGAGAAUGAAAUUCAAGAUUCAAGUAGCAGGCAAGCGAACGAUAGAUUGUCUUCGAAUUCAUGGUUGAAAUCUAGUCUUCCUCGACAACCAAAGGUCGUUGAAGAAUCAAACUCACCGCAAAUGUCAUCAGCAACGCCCAAGUCACCUGGAGGAACGACUGAGGAAUUAGAAAACACAGUAGUCGAAUUACGAUCGCCGACACAUUCCAAUCAGACUGCAGUCACUAAUGAAACCCUCUCGAAGGAAAUCCUAGAUUCAGAUUUGUCAGGGGAUAGAAGUAACUUGGAAUUGAGUCUCAUGCAUGACAACAGAAUGUCUUCUGAAAUGGAGGAAACAGCUGUUCAAGGAGGCGAUCAACCAAUAACCAACGAAGCAAACAUCAAGCUCCAACGUUACGGUUACUACACAAUACCAGCGCUAGAUGAGUUAGGCAAAUACGUAAAGGAUAAUACUUGCGUAGUGCCACACUUCACAGUGGGCCGCAAAGGUUACGGGAACGUUCAUUUUCCGGAUUCGUUCGACGUUUAUGGUUUAAAUUUGGAUGAAAUAGUCCAUUUCAGAUACAAAGAAGUCAUCAUAUAUCCGGACGACAAUGUGAAACCCCCAGUUGGUCAAGGAUUGAACCGUAAAGCUCAAGUAACACUGGAUCGAGUUUGGCCAAUCGACAAGACAACUCACGAGCCUAUAAGCGAUCCAGAACGUUUGAUCGAGAUGGAUUAUGAAGCGAAGCUGAGAAGAGUAUCAGCAAAACACGGAACGAGAUUCUUGGAAUACAGACCAGAAACUGGUUCGUGGGUGUUUAAAGUAGAGCACUUCUCUAAGUACGGUUUGAGCGACUCCGAUGACGACGAACCAAAAGUUGACGCAACCAAGCCACCAGCGGUCAAACAAUCGCAAUACUGGAUGCGACUUAAAGGUUACGACAAAAGUGUGAAGAAACCUGGAGAUGUAGAGUUUACCAAGGAUAUGCCGUAUGUUACAUCACCAUUGCCAUCGCUCAACAACUUCGACAAGAUGCCUUAUAAUUUUCAUAAUAGAAGUGAAGACGUCAACAUGACCGAGCAACCGUCAACCUGGAGCCCCACGUCAGUGAACGCUCGCCUACUGGGUACGGAAAGUCACACAUUGCAAUUGAUGAAAGCCAGUUUCUUCGAUAUGACCGAAGAUCAAUUUCUGCAGGAUGCUAUUCAGGAAACGCAGAAUCAACUGAGAAAGAGAUGUAAAAUCAUUGAAGCCGAUAAAGUCAUAUCGAUGUCGCAGGAGAAUCUGAUCGAGCAUUUUCUCGAUUCGUCUAUGACUCGUAUGGACAGAUCAGAGCUUCAUGAGCUUCCUGUUAGUAAGAAAAUGGCUGAGAUCGUGCCGAUGGAGGUGCAAACUAUGAAGACCUUGGCGACAGCAUCCAAGGAGCCGAAAGGUUUGUGUCCUCCGGUAAUACGUCCGAAAAUAGCAAUAGUAAGAUUCAAACCUGGCGAUGUGUUGUUCAGUCGGUCGUCUAUAAUCAGGAAUCGUCACGAAUACAUUGCCGAUAUGGGUAUAGAGAGAGGCAAAAUUUUUCGACCGAGCUGGGGUCCGGAGAUGACGUUGUUGUCCAUCGACAUCAAGCGAAGCACGAAUACUUUGCAAAAAACAAUAGAUGGUCAAGACACAUUCAUGACCGACAAUUACUUUGACGAGGUUUAUGCGUCGAACUGUGUGAAUCGUCUACAGGUACUGAGUAGUAGUCCUCUCGAAGCUGAUUACAUUCAAAUCUUCAAAGCCAGCAUGGAAGGUCAUUUGGACAUCCAAUUGAACUACUCGAAAAUCGAGGAUCAUCCAGUCUGUCCAUUGGCCGUUGCAGUCUCAGGUGAGUCUAGCGUGUCAGCACUUCACGAACACGCUAAUGAGUCAUUAAGAGUCGCCAAAUUUUUCGAGACUGAUUCGACGUUGAACUACUUCUGCGUCGUUUGGAAACUCAGCGAGUCUCUUUGGGGUAAGCUACCCGGCAAACAGCAGAAUGCCAUCAACAGCGCCGAUCACGAAGUGAUAAUGCUAAGGAAAGAAGCUCUCGGUGAAUGGCUCAAAUUUGCCACUGCAGAGACAGUCAAAGAUGAGAUAUCCAGCAUGGAAGCAACCGAUGACAUUAUCCUUUCACUUCUUAGUGCUAAUAAGCUCGAAGACGCCUGCAAGAGAGCACUCAAAGUCGGCGAUCAUUGCCUUGCAGUCAUGAUGUCACAGCUCGGUGGAAGUUCACCUGUUCACGAGUUACUGAAACAACAGAUUAAACUUUGGCAAGAUACAGCUGUUGACAGUAACAUGGCUAUGAACAGAUUCAAACUAUUUAUGUUAUCAGCCGGUAUACCUGUGACCUCGGUGCAGAACGAGACGGUGAACGUAUGCGAGAAUCUCGAUUGGAAACGAGCACUGGCUAUGCAUUUAUGGUAUUUGUGCAAUUCAACGGCAUCCAUCACGGACGUACUCGAAACUUAUGAAAGUUCCUUCUCCGAUGACUCGGCUUAUUCACUUCCGCCGCGACCAGAGUACUUCAAGAGUGACUUCGAGACGGAAUUAAGCAGUGGUAAAGCCAUGUACGACCUUUGUUUUUUGUUGCUCAAGUUGUACUGUACCGGAAAUUAUCCACUAGAGACGAUCCUUAACCCGCAGUCAUAUACUUACGACCCACUUGAUUAUCGCCUAAGUUGGCUGUUACAACAAGAACUGAGUUCGUUAGGUUAUACAUAUCUGUCAAACCAUGUGAAGGCAUUGAUUCACUCCAAUUUUGCCGCUCAGUUGGAAACCUACGAUCUGUGGCAUUGGGCCAUCUUCGUUGUGUUACAUUUCAAUGACGCGGAACAGCGAAGAAAGGCUGUGAAUGAUUUGCUACUGAGACACGUGCAGCUGGACAAGACCAAGGAUUACGUCGAACGAGAGACUUUCUUGAAAGACAAACUCAAAAUACCGGCAACUUGGAUCUGUGAAGCUAAAGGAAUCAAAGCCUCUGCUGACAAGAGGUAUAACGAGGCUGCUUGGUAUUUCAUUCAUUCGAAAAAUUGGAACAUUGCGCAUGAUAUCAUUUUUGAACAUCUGGCUGCUGAUGCUAUCAUCAACGAAGACCAUGAAUAUCUUAAGGGUCUGCUGAGUUUACUUACAACGUCCGAAGGUUGCAAUGUUAUUAGCGGAUGGUCAAAUCAAGGUCAACUAUUGUGGGAUUAUAUGACUGUUACUGCGGAAAUAAAGUCUAUUUUGGACGAGAAAAAUGUCACGAAUUUAAGUUACAAGCUCGAGUUACUGCAACCGGAGCUAACGUCACUAUGCACAAAAAUUGACACAUUCCCAUGUCCUACAAUCAAGCACGUAUUAUGCCAAGCAGAAAUGGCUAAGAGGACAUUACAGUUGGCAAGGAGUGUACUGUUACUGCAACCUGGAGAAAACAACGCGAACGAAUUGUUGAUCUAUUUGAUUAACAAACUACCUCUGCCCGAGGACUAUGCCCAACAGGAGCUACGACCUAUUAUGAAUACGUCCCUCGACGCCUUUUAAUAUUUUGUCAUUUCCUCUAAUUCUUCCUUAUUUUUUAAUGUACUAUCACAAUGUAAUUUAAGUUCUUGUGUACAUUAUGGAGAGUUAUAGUUUCGUACUGCAGUUACUUUUUACAAAAAAAUAAGGAUUCGCGCGUGAUAUAAAUGCUGCAGAAACAGUUGUAUUGAAUAAAAAAAUCAGUUAUAGAU
Messenger RNA from Phymastichus coffea, 6137 nucleotides. RefSeq names its product nuclear pore complex protein Nup98-Nup96 (gene Nup98-96). The transcript has 2 exons. Gene Ontology annotation, biological process: RNA export from nucleus; post-transcriptional tethering of RNA polymerase II gene DNA at nuclear periphery; protein import into nucleus. Bases 448 to 5949 code for a protein of 1833 amino acids. Gene Ontology annotation, cellular component: nuclear pore cytoplasmic filaments; nuclear pore. Gene Ontology annotation, molecular function: structural constituent of nuclear pore. The record is from RefSeq and is a predicted model, not a curated record. NCBI's taxonomy places the organism in Eukaryota, Metazoa, Arthropoda, Insecta, Hymenoptera, Eulophidae.